AUGGGCUUCACGACAGGCUUUCUGGGCGGUGCCACACUGACGUACUCUCUCCUCUACUUCUCGCUCUACGUCCACCGCGCGAACCGCAAUGUCCAACGCACGCUCCUGUCCCAACAAGCCACACUGCUGAACUCGGUGGUGGAGCCCGCGCCCCCGCUGCCCGAUCCGCCCGCAUACGAAGUCCGGCGCGCGGGAUUGAUAGAAGAGCUCAAGGACCGGUGGAACAGGGAGGUAGAGAAGCUGGUCAAGAACGUCGAGGAGACGGACUGGUCGCUCGUGCGGGAAGGGGUCGAGGAGAAAGUGGGCAGUGUGUGGGCGAGAGUGAGGCAGUCGCAGACGGGCAAGGAGGUGGAAGACAAGGUCAAGGAGGUGGUGGACGCGGGAAAGGAAAAGGUCGACGAGGUGGUGGGUGCUGGCAAGCAGAAGGUCGACGAGAAGACGACCAAAGAGCCGACACGGUUGUUGGAGCUAAAAUGA
Molecule: messenger RNA, 477 nt
Organism: Fonsecaea nubica
Lineage: Eukaryota; Fungi; Ascomycota; Eurotiomycetes; Chaetothyriales; Herpotrichiellaceae
Exons: 2
Coding region: 1-477 (158 amino acids)
Biological process (GO): cristae formation
Cellular component (GO): mitochondrial crista junction; MICOS complex
Source: RefSeq, a predicted model, not a curated record